AUGAAGUUCACUCCCAGCUUCCUGAGCAUUGGACUCCUCGCCCUGCUUGGCUCAUCUGCUGCUGCCAAUGAUGACGCUUGUUGCCGACACGAUGUGACUACAAGCAGUUACCACGAGCACAUUCUCAACAACUACCUUUCCGUCUGGGAUGGCGACCUGUCCCUCCUGACCUCCACAUUCCACCCUGAUAUCGUUGUCUACUCCGACCGCUUCCCUUCCUCCACUGGAAAUGGCAGUGACGCUACCGUGAUCACCAACCGUGAGCAAUUCGCUACUUUUGUCGAGAGGGCCCGUGAUGGAUGGCAGAGCUACACCUUCAACCCUAUCACAUGGGUAUCUGGCGGCCACUCUGUUGCCGUGCGCUGGAAGAUGGAAGGAGUUCUUGGAAGCAACUUUACCCUUUUCGAGACACCACUGACGGCUGGUUCUAACGUCACCUACAACGGCACUGACUUCCUUGUUUUGGAUGAGUGCACUGGCCUCAUUAAGACCGACUACAUCGCCCAGGACCUCGUCACAUACUUCCAUGCAAUGGGGUUGGACUACAUUAGCGUCUAA
Molecule: messenger RNA, 558 nt
Organism: Penicillium malachiteum
Lineage: Eukaryota; Fungi; Ascomycota; Eurotiomycetes; Eurotiales; Aspergillaceae
Product: nuclear transport factor 2 family protein
Exons: 2
Coding region: 1-558 (185 amino acids)
Source: RefSeq, a predicted model, not a curated record